Molecule: messenger RNA, 2843 nt
Organism: Budorcas taxicolor (takin)
Lineage: Eukaryota; Metazoa; Chordata; Mammalia; Artiodactyla; Bovidae
Gene: URM1
Product: ubiquitin related modifier 1
Exons: 5
Coding region: 78-383 (101 amino acids)
Biological process (GO): protein urmylation; tRNA thio-modification
Cellular component (GO): cytoplasm; nucleus
Molecular function (GO): protein tag activity
Source: RefSeq, a predicted model, not a curated record
CGGCAACCGGAAACUGGGGGGGGGGCCAGUAGAGCCGGAAGUUGAGGGGACUUUCCUGUGAGCUUGGCUUCCUCAACAUGGCAGCGCCCUUGUCAGUGGAGGUGGAGUUCGGAGGUGGUGCGGAGCUCCUGUUCGACGGUGUGAAGAAGCAUCAGGUCACCUUGCCUGGACAGGAGGAACCCUGGGACAUCCGCAGCCUCCUUGUCUGGAUCAAGAAGAAUUUGCUAAAAGAGCGCCCAGAGCUGUUCAUCCAAGGAGACAGCGUGCGGCCAGGGAUUCUGGUGCUGGUUAACGAUGCCGACUGGGAACUGCUGGGUGAGCUGGACUACCAGCUUCAGGACCAAGACAGCGUCCUCUUCAUCUCCACGCUGCAUGGCGGCUAAGGGCCCCUCCCCAUGCCUGGGCCCCCUUGGGGUCGGGAGAGCAGAAGAAUCAGACAAUCCCCUGGGGCCCUACUUCCAGAUCUUCCUGUCCCCCUUGGCUGCUUUCUUCCCUACUCUGUCCGUUGAGCUCCCUCCAGGCAGGGAAAAGAGGCCAGGUGCUAAAAAUGAGCCUUUCUCGGGCACGUGAGCAGGGGAAGGCAGGCGCCCAAGCCGGGCACUCCUCCUCCCAGCAGUUGAGGUGGGGGAGGGUCCCCCUCCGCGUGGCUGGAGUGGAGGGGGUCUGUGCGGCCAGGUGACCCAGCUGCUGUCCCUCCUGUGUCUCCCUGAGUGACCGCUGACAAGGCACUGCCGCUCCUGGGCUGCAGUGCCUUCCUGGGGAAGAGGAAUGAACCUCACUAGCUGAUGGCAGGCCCCUCCCCUCUCAAAGACAGGAGGAGCCUUCGCCUCAGUUUCCCCAUCUGGACAGCAGAGGGCUUUGCCUGUCCCCCAUUGAUAUCAUUAUGGAACCCCAGCUGGGGUCCCCUAUUCAGCGCCGACCGCCUCCUACGCACACACACAGCAGCUGCUCCUCCAACCUGCUCCUGCUCCCCCACCCACAGCCCUUGACCCUGGCUAGCCUCCCCCAACACCAGAUGGGCUCCUGAGACCCUCCCCCUGACACAAGGCAAAAGGCUGCCUAUGUACAGCUCAUUCCACUGGGGGUGGAGAGCAGGAGGGUGUACGCUAGACCUUGGACUGGCAAAUAGAGGCCUGGGGUGGGGGAUCAGUGUGCCUCAGUUUCCUCCCUAACGACAAUGGAAUUUUUAUAAUAUCUGAAAACUGAGGGGACUUCCCUCGUGGCUCAGACAGUAAAGAAUCCACCUGCAAUGCAGGAAAUGUGGGUUCGAUCCCUGGGUCGGGAAGAUCCCCUGGAGAAGGAAAUGGCAACCCUCUCCAGUACUCUUGCCUGGAGAAUCCCUUGGACAGAGGAGCCUGGUGGUCUACAGUCCAUGGGGUCGCAAGAGUCGGAUACGACUGAGCGACUGACACACACACAAAAUUGAGAUACUUGAUGGUGCAAGGGCACACUUUAUCUACUCUCCCAUCUCCUGCAGGAAGCAGGAUGGGGCAGGCAGCACCUGGGAGGCAGGGUGACUCCCCCCACCCUCAUUCCUUCUGGAAGUCUUGGGGCCUCAGUGCCUGCAACAGCUGGCCUUGGGCAAAUAAAAGACUAAGUUGUUUACUGGCCUUGCCUGGAACUUCAUCCUUAGAAACCGAAACCAGUGGGACCCCACGUUCCCCCAGCUGGCAGUCCCUUCUCUGGUCCCACCCUCCCUGUCUUCACCCCAGGGCUUUCAGAACUGCCCUUCACCCAAAAAAGAGCAGGAGUUGAAACCCAGACUAUGCAGACACUGAGAAGGGAUGAUAUGGUUGGGCCAUCUGGAGAAGGGGUGGCAGGGCCAGUCUGUGCUGACCAGUCUGGGUCCCAGGACACUUCCGUACCCGUCUGUCCGAGGCCAGGCUUUGUCCCACAAGCCGCAGCCAGCAGCCUCGGAAUGGAACAGAACGGAGGAAGCAUAGUUAAGACUGCUGAGCCCCACUUCCCAUGACCUGGAGAAAAAGCUUUGUUUGCUGGAGGGAGACCUCAAAAAAAAAAAUAGGGCAUUAACAUCAUCCCGCCCCAAACAUUGCUCUUCAUUAAAUGUUAAUAAUUUAAGGUGGAACUGCCCUCACUCUGCAGUGAGACAGAAGUGCCGAACAGUUGUCCUAGCCGUGCUGGGGGCUGUGCUCCUUCUCAAGGCCUUGGGGACAGAUGACCCCUGGCUGGUGAGCUUCUCUCCAGCGCUGCUGCAGGUGGGAGAAGGCCCUCUGGGUGUGUGUGUGGGUGGGGGGGUAGCCAUGUUGAGGUUAUGGGUGCAAGGGAAGGCCAGCAUGGGUGCAGGUGCCUGUCAAGAGAGAGGCUGUGUGACCAGCCAUUCUAGGUGCUGAGGUCAAGGUCUCCAUGUUAGGCAGCAGGGCAAGGGACAGCUUCACUUUAAGGAUCAGCCUGUCCAACUUCUUGUAACCUGGAAGGGAGGACUCAGCCCCGCUGCGCUUUGCGGUGCCCCCAUUAUCCACUCCCUACCCCACCCCCCACAGCAUUCCAAGUCCUGGAAACUGGGUGAGAGGAUUCCUUUCCUGCUUGCACUGGGGAGAGGAAGGGCAGAAACGGGCUAGCCCUUCCUCCCCAGUACCCCAGUUAGUGCAUCACUGCUGAGGAGUAGGGCAGGAAGACAUACUGCUGGGAAAAGCAGGUUCUCCACUCAAGGAGAGGUGCCCUGAAACUUGCCAGGGCCACACUCCACAGCAUUUGAGGUCAUUUUCUAGCUUGAGCACGUUAAGGGUCAGGGAUGGAUGACCCGUGCUCAGACCCAACACCACCCAGCUGCCCCCCCCUGCCAAGGCAACUCCUGAACCCACUUUUGAGGAAAUAAACAAAUA